AUGGAUAUCAUUGACAAUGCCGGUGGGAACUGUCAUCUCACAUUUAUCGUCCGCGAUGACUUGUACAGCCAAGCAGACGUAGAGCAAUUUGCUAAUAGCUAUGCCUUCCUUGCCAACGCCUUUGCUGCACAGCCAAGUUCAACUCUGGGCGAGGCAGACGUGUUUUAUGACGAUGAAAUGGAGGAAGCACUGAACUUGGGCAGAGGUCCGCUGUACCAGCCGCGAGAGCCUUGGGAAAGUGCGAUCAUCCAUCGAAUCGACGAUAGGGCCAAGAUACAUUCUAAGAGAAUAGCAGUAAUCGCUGGGGACGGCAGCGUCGCAUCGUAUGACGACAUCGUACACAACAGGGUUGACGCUAUAGCUGCAAAACUUGAGUCUAUCGGUAUUACGACCGGUUCACGGGUAGCAGUAUUGCAAGAGCCAACACCUGACUGGGUAUCUGAAGUGGGGACACCAUGGGCUCGGGCGGUUCUUGUGAAUGAAGACACAAGAGGUCAGGUGCACAAGUUACACUCCAACAUGAAAGUUGUGAGCAUCUCGAACAACAAACGUCGUCCGGGGUAUCGAACUCCGAUCUGUGCGUUGCCAGAUACUGUAUCUACGAUUCUUUACACUAGCGGCUCUUCGGGAACGCCUAAGGGUAUCGUGCUCACGCACCGGAGAAUGAAAGCAUGGCUCGAGCCUUGCGGGAUGCUGUAUGGCAUGAGGACAAGCGGUGAGGUCAUCCUGCAGCAAAGCUCGCAGCGCUUUGACAUGUCUCUGAUGCAGAUAUUUACUGCCUUGUGCUUCGGUGGCAGUGUAUGCCUCCUCCCACAAAUAUUCCGUGGCGACGCCCGUGUCAUCAGCGAGACCAUCACACUGCCCAACUACAAUGUGUACAUCCUCGAAGAGCAAAGAAGGCCCCUGCCGGCAGGUCUGCAAAGGGGGAUAUACAUCGGAGGAGCCGGUGUUGCACGAGAAUAUUUGAACAAUCCAUCACUGACGGCAGAGAAUUCAUGUCCGAUCCAUUUGCCACGGCUGAUGACCGAGCCAGAGGCUGGAAUAUGA
Pseudomassariella vexata is the source of this 1047-nucleotide messenger RNA. RefSeq lists its product as uncharacterized. Gene Ontology annotation, molecular function: phosphopantetheine binding. The transcript has 2 exons. Gene Ontology annotation, cellular component: cytoplasm. The coding region runs from base 1 to 1047 and encodes 348 amino acids. The record is from RefSeq and is a predicted model, not a curated record. NCBI's taxonomy places the organism in Eukaryota, Fungi, Ascomycota, Sordariomycetes, Amphisphaeriales, Pseudomassariaceae. Gene Ontology annotation, biological process: amino acid activation for nonribosomal peptide biosynthetic process; secondary metabolite biosynthetic process.